UCAAUGUUCACUGAAAUUCUAAUCAAUCUAAGUGUUGUGAUUACAUGUUUCAUGGUACACAAAAUAACAAACGUUAAUAGGCGUUUAGCGUUUGAGAGAAUACAGAAUGGUAUAACUGGACAGUUUGAAAUGCAACAAGAAAUAGAUAAACAGGAAAAUCUCCUCAAUUCAAUAUUUCCUCCAGUUGUAGCAAAAUUAAUUAAAACCCAAUUUAUUUCAAUGUAUGAUGAUGAAGAGCCUAUUGAUGGAAUUGAUUCAAGCUCAUUUAGGAAACUUAAUGUUAACAGAUUUGAGAAUGUCAGCAUUUUGUUUGCUGAUAUUAAAGGAUUUACUGCUCUCUCAUCCAAAGUUAAUGCUAAAAUCCUUGUGCGAACAUUGAAUGAGUUGUUUGCUCGAUUUGACUGUUUAGCUGAGACAAAUAAGUGCAUGCGUAUAAAGAUACUGGGUGACUGUUACUAUUGUAUAGCUGGACUUUACGAUAGUAAUAAAAAUCAUGCUCAAAGCUGUGUUGAAAUGGGAUUACAAAUGAUUGAAGUCAUCAA
This is a messenger RNA of Amphimedon queenslandica, 542 nucleotides long. Its product is annotated as adenylate cyclase type 6-like. The transcript has 4 exons. Lineage: Eukaryota; Metazoa; Porifera; Demospongiae; Haplosclerida; Niphatidae. Gene Ontology annotation, biological process: cyclic nucleotide biosynthetic process; intracellular signal transduction; adenylate cyclase-activating G protein-coupled receptor signaling pathway. Gene Ontology annotation, cellular component: plasma membrane. Gene Ontology annotation, molecular function: adenylate cyclase activity. The record is from RefSeq and is a predicted model, not a curated record. The annotation marks the transcript as partial.